AAACCGUGUUCGUGUUUCUAUGGAGAUUAGAGGGAGUUUGUUUCCUAUCGUGUUACUUUCCAAGUGACAGUCAACAAUUUUUUUUGAUAAUUGUUGCUUGUUUCUUAUCGAUAUUGUUGUCAGUGGCAAAUUGUAACGAUCUUUUAAAAAAAGCGCACUUCAACUAAAUGUAUAAUUUAAUUUAAUUUAAUUUAAUUUAAUUUAAUUAUUAAUUAGGCUAACCGUGUGAGUUGUGGUUUUUAUUUCAUACGAGAAAUAGCACGUCUUGAAAUGCACAGGUUACAACGCGUUGAAAAAUCGCCAAGAAGUCAAUCAACUAUGGUUUCAGGACAGCUUGAGGUUUUGGGUCCAGAAGAUGGGAUCAUUGUGGAAACAUUCGGAAUACGAUCAAGGCAACAUUCCUCUGAAGAGGCAUCCUGUUUAAACACGGCAUCUGUAAAUGGGAAAUUACAAGUUCUUGAACCUGGAGAAGCUGUAGCAGUUGAGCCAGUUGAAAUGUCACGACCUGGCAGUACUGGAUCCAGACAAAGUUCAGCAGGCAGGAGAAGUUUCACACCAACUAAGCAAAUAUCAUUAAGUGCAGCAAAAGCUAGUUCAGAAAGGAAUGGAAAAUAUCCAGAUAUUCCCAGAACCAAAAAGCCAGUUGUGGCGAUGGGCACCAACACAAAACCACUAGAGAGUCGCCCUGAAAAUAUAAGUGUCAUUACUGUUACCGAGCUUCACUCGGACAAAAGACGUCCAAAUGCUGUGGAAAAGAUGUGUGCAGUCACGAAAAAGCAGCACAUUGAACCAGAGCUUAACGAUGACAUAGACACUAAGGAACACGAGGGGGCAGUUACCAUUCAGUCUCCCAUCAAUAUUCCAUCAUCACAUUCACUGCAGAAUGUCAACUGGAAUUCCAACAAGCCUGGAGAAAGUUCAGAGGGGGAGGGUAAUGACAGUGAAGACGAGGCACAGAGUGAGGAUGAAGAAAACAAAGCACCCAUACAGCUGCUUGGAGAGUUCCUGCAAUCAAUAAUGGAGCAGAAUUAUACCCUAGCAAGCAAACUUUGUCAGAUGAUUCUUAUUUAUGAACCCGAUAACCCAGAGGCCAAACAAUUUAUUCCCCUUAUUGAAGAGAAGCUGCUGAUAGAAGCAGCAGAUGAACAGAAUGAGGGAGAUGAAGGAACCGACAGCAGUGAUGAAGACAGCGAGGAUGAGAGCAGUGACGAGAGUGGCAGCAGUGAAAGUGAAGGCAGCUCUCAAGAAGAAACUGACAGUUUUUCUGAAGAAGAAAAAGAAAAUAUCUAAAAGAAAAAAAUAUUAGAAAUGAUUUGAUAUAAUAUUUGUAUAUUUUAUAUGAAAUAUAUAAAAGUAUUCCAUCAUAGAACCCCUUGAUGAAAUUAUUUUGUAAUAUUACAUGGACUUUGCACUAAUAAAAAUAAGAAUGACAAGUAUCUCAUUGAGAAGAGAAUGUGUACACAUUUGGCACCAAAAGUGGUGCUGGUAGUUAGUACUUUGAUGCAUUUUGACACAUAGAACGAUGUUAAUCAAACCAAACUGGCACUGGGCUACCCCCCUUGUACAAUAACGGCAUGGUGUCUUCAAAACUCUAGAAGAACUUUCUACUCUGGAUGCCAAAAGUCGUUGUAAACAUAGCCAUUUAUUGAAAUUAUUUUGAAAUUUUUAGUUAUUGUUGAAAAUGUUUAAGCAUACAUUUACCUUAAACAUGACAAUUCAGGACUUGUCCCUUAUAACGAAGUACCAAUCAUUUUGCCUAUUU
This is a messenger RNA of Acipenser ruthenus (sterlet), 1762 nucleotides long. It is a transcript of the gene erich2, whose product is annotated as glutamate-rich 2. The coding region runs from base 271 to 1290 and encodes 339 amino acids. The record is from RefSeq and is a predicted model, not a curated record. Lineage: Eukaryota; Metazoa; Chordata; Actinopteri; Acipenseriformes; Acipenseridae. The transcript has 14 exons.